Neoarthrinium moseri is the source of this 4374-nucleotide messenger RNA. RefSeq lists its product as uncharacterized. Gene Ontology annotation, biological process: transmembrane transport. Bases 1 to 4374 code for a protein of 1457 amino acids. Gene Ontology annotation, cellular component: membrane. The record is from RefSeq and is a predicted model, not a curated record. Gene Ontology annotation, molecular function: ABC-type transporter activity; ATP hydrolysis activity; ATP binding. The transcript has 12 exons. Lineage: Eukaryota; Fungi; Ascomycota; Sordariomycetes; Amphisphaeriales; Apiosporaceae.
AUGGCAGCCAACAGCACCGCCGCUUGGCCGGGUGAGGAUUCCUUCGGCCCUGCAUCCACGGAGAGGUUCGACUUCACGUUACUCUUCGAGCAGGCCUUUCUGCGUGUUGUCCUCUCCGUCCUACUGCUGCUUCUCGUUCCCCUGCGCCUGUUCUAUCUCCGCCGGCGGAGGCCGAGAGUUCUCGGCAGGGCUCUUGGCCGAGCCAAGCUUAUAAUAUGUUUCGUAUUUGCAGCCAUGCACCUCACGGUGCUGGCCUUGUGGGCCAACAGAACCCCAACCCGGGGUGCUCCCAUCGCAGCCUCCAGCCUCAGCGUCCUCGUCACUCUGUUCAUGGCCUUGGCGAGCCAAGCCGAGCACGUGCGAUCACACAGGCCAUCGACGCUGAUAUGUGUCUACCUGAUGCUGUCCAUCGGGUUCGACGCCACCAUCUGCCGAACCCUGUGGCUGCUCCCCGACGCACGCGUCCUGGCGUCCGUUUCCACCGGGACUCUGGCCGCCGAGGUGGCCGUGCUCGCCGUGGAACUACAGGAUAAGCGCAACCAUCUGAUCGGCGCGUGGAAGAAUCUGGGCCCGGAGGCCACUGCUGGGAUCGUCAGCCGGGCCCUGUUUUGGUGGCUCAACGAGCUGAUGAUCAGGGGGUUCCAGGCAACGCUGUCCAUGGCGUCGCUCCACCAGCUCGACGAGGAGUUGCAGGCGAAGGCCGCUCUGGAUAAGACUCGGGAUUUUCAACAAAGACCAACCUUUCGAGAUCGUCACAAGUAUCGCCUUCUGGUUCUUGUCCUUGGCUGCCACAAGACGGCACUCUUGCUGGCCGUAAUUCCUCGCCUCUGUCUGAUGGGGUUUACAUUCGCCCAGCCAUUUCUGAUCAACCGCGUGAUCAAGUAUGUGGAAGGGGAUAAAGGGCCCGAUCCACGAAGCUACGCAUACGGGCUCAUGGGCGCCACUGCCCUCGCGUACCUCGGCUUGGCUUUUUCUAGGAGUCUGUAUAAAUACAGGGCUUUCCGCUCCAUGACCAUGAUCAGAGCCUGUCUCGUCAUCAUGAUCCUGGAUCGGGCUGUGGAUCUGAACAAUCCGUCCCAAGAUCUGGGUUCAGGAACCCUGAGUCUCAUGAGCAGCGACGCGGAGCAAAUUGUUCAGUCGUUCGAGGACUUCCACGAGAUCUGGGCCAAUCCGAUAGAGAUAGCAGUAGCCAUCUGGCUGCUGGCUAGGAUUCUUGGUGUUGGGGCUAUUGGCCCUGCCGUCCCCUUUCUUGUGUGCACAUUCAUACUCAUGCCUCCGGUAGCCAAAAGAAUGGGGCCUGCAAUGAAGUUAUGGAAUGCUGCGAUACAGAAACGUGUUUCCGUCACAUCGGACAUUGUAGGGGCCAUAAAGGAGGUCAAGUUGCUCGGCGCGACUGCGAAGUGGUCCAACAUCAUCCAGGGGCUUCGCAAGACCGAGCUUGAACAGUCAAAAAGAUUUCGAGGAUGGAUUGUUGUCAUGAAUGUUGUGGCUAAUAUGCCUCCUUUUCUCGCGCCUCUGCUAACCUUCGGCCUGGCCAUUGCCAUCUCGACUGCUGAUGCACAACUGCUGACUGUCGCCAAUGUUUUCACUUCAAUCUCAAUUAUUAGUAUGAUUGUCUCGCCUUUGGCUUCUCUUCUCUCGGCCAUUCCGAAUUUCGCCUCGUCGUUCGGGUCUUUUGAGAGGAUUCAAAAGUUCCUGGAUGAGGUGGACAGUCAAGUUGGCAAAAUGUCUGUUCAACAGGGGCUGCGGAAUUUGGAUUCCCGUCAGACAGAAAAGAGAUCGCAAGUCUCAGACCGCGACAGACCACCUGAAAAUCCCAUUAUUACCUUUAAGAAUGCCUCCUUUGGCCCUUCAUCAACCACAGGUAGUCCUCUGCUCCAAGACGUCAAUGUGUCGAUACAGAAAUCUACAAUCACCUUAGUCACAGGCCCCGUAGGCUCUGGAAAGACCACCCUCUUAAAAGCCCUGCUUGGAGACUUCCCAGUGGCUGGUUCUUCUGACCAGUCGCCCAUCAGAGCUGCAUACUGCGCCCAAAAUCCAUGGCUUACCAAUGCCAGCAUUCGGCGCAAUAUUGUGUCUUACAAUGAAUUUGACGAGGCGUGGUAUCGCAUCGUACUUCACGCGUCAGCUCUUGACAAUGAUCUGGAUCAGCUGUCUUCUGGAGAUCAGACAAUUAUUGGGAGCAAAGGCAUAUCACUCAGCGGUGGCCAGCAGCAGCGUAUUUCACUAGCACGAGCACUGUACUCCAGGCAACAGGUAUUGAUACUUGAUGAUGUGCUCAGUGGCCUAGAUAGCACUACUAAAGCUGAAGUAUGGGCGAGAACCUUUGGUCCAAAGGGCAUACUUAGACAGCAACAGGCCACCGUCGUGCUCGCUACACACUCAUUGAGGCAUCUCCAUGAAGUUGACAGUAUCAUCCUGAUUGACUUUCAUGACGAUAUCCGAUUCCUUAAGCAGGAUAAAGAAGAUGAGAAUCUUGACAAGACACACCGUUCAGCAGAGAUCGGGGCACAAAAACUACCCAACAAAGUUGUUAACAUGCCAAAGGACGAUCACGAGGAGCAAGACCUGCUCCGUAAAGCUGGAGACAUAUCACUUUAUGGCUACUAUUUUAAGUCCAUUGGUUGGUCGUCAAGCAUUAUAUUCAUUGGUAGUAACAUGCUGGCAACAAUUGGGGUGAUAUCUCCACAGCUAUGGCUGAAAGCAUGGAGCGAGGCAAACAGUAGGGACCAAGGCACCAAUAAUGGGUGGUAUUUCGGGAUCUUCGUCAUGAUCUGCAUCCUUGGGCUGGUGACUGAGGGGGUUGCAAUCUGGGCUUACUUUGUCAAUGCUGUCCCACGAUCAGCAAACAACCUGCAUUGGGCACUGCUAAAGGCUGUGAUGAAAGCUCCGUUGGCAUUCUUCGUCACUACGGACCUUGGCGACAUUAUCAACAGGUUCAGUCAGGACAUGUCCCUUAUUGACAAGGCCCUGCCGACGGCGCUUUUCAUGGCCGUGAGACUCAGCUUCAUGGCUAUCGCUGAGGCAGUCCUGGUAUUCCUCGGUGCCAAAUACCUUGCUGCCAUCAUUCCAGUUGUUAUUAUCGCUCUCUACGUACUUGGUGUCUUCUACUUGCGAACGUCACGCCAGGUGCGGUUUCUUGACCUCCAGGCCAAAGCACCGCUCUACACGCACCUCCUUGAGACCGUUGACGGGCUAGCGACCAUCCGCGCCUUUGGAUGGCAAAUGAAUGUGCGCGAUGCUGGCAAAAAGCUCCUGGAUGCAUCGCUGGGCCCCUAUUACCUACUUUUCCUCAUCCAGCGUUGGCUCAAUGUCGUCCUAGACCUUUUUGUUGCGGUCGCUGCCUUUCUCCUGGUGACAUUUUCCGUGCUUUUCACUGAGUCCACGACUCCAGCAUACGUGGCUAUUGCGUUGUACAACAUCAUGAGCUUCAACUCAACAUUAGCGCAGCUCAUCUCGUCCUGGACUUCGCUGGAGACAUCAUUAGGGGCUAUCUCGCGACUGAGAACCUUUGAAGAAACUACGCCAGCGGAAUGUGUUCCGGCACCGGGUAGUAGCAUUCCCAACGGCUGGCCAGGAUCGGGCGCCAUAUCGAUAACCAAUAUCAGUGCCUCGUAUCCAAGGAUGAACCAGGCUCAAGAGUCGCCAUCAGCAACAGCACCAGCCCUGAAGGAAAUUACACUCGACAUCAAGCCUGGUGAAAAGAUUGGUAUCUGUGGACGAACUGGAAGCGGCAAAUCCUCAUUGAUCUCAACACUGCCGAGGCUGCUGGAGCUAGACGAGGGACGCAUUUUGAUAGACGGAGUUGACAUCUCAACCUUGGAUCUUGCUACGCUGCGCAAUGGUCUGGUUUCGGUACCUCAACAGUCCGUAGUAUUCCCGGAAAGCGUAAGGUCGUAUCUCAACCAGAUAUCAAGCAGCGAAGACGCAACAAUGGAGGCCAAGAAGUAUAUACACGACGACCAGGCACUGGUUGAUGCGUUGACCAAAGUCGGUCUCUGGAGUCUGGUCAGCACACAUCGGGGCACUGCCGGCCACGGUCUGGACGCCGAGGUGAGCGAGCUACCGCUCUCCCAGGGACAAAAGCAACUCAUGUGCUUUGCACGCGCUCUGCUACGGCGUGGUCAGUCGCGGAUCCUACUACUGGAUGAAGCGACAAGUGCCGUGGACAGAAGCACCGAAGAACUGAUGAUGCAGCUCAUCCAGACGAAGUUUAGUGAGCACACCGUCGUGAGCGUCGCGCACCACCUAGACACGCUCCAACGCUUCGAUCGUGUCGUGGUCAUGGCAAAGGGUGAGAUAGUCGAGACAGGAGAGCCCGGAGAACUGUUGAAGAGGCCUGAUGGGAAAUAUCGGGAGCUCUGGGAAAGCUAG